AUGCCAUAUUGCUCUGUCGUCACAAUGUUUCUAUUGUGGUCAAAGCAGUGCAGCCACUUCCUCGUUUGCACAUGCCGCACACGCAGAUGCUGUCAUUCUGGUGUAGUCCAAAAUGAACACACCUUCCAAGUGGCUGGAUACAAUGGAUGUAAAACCGGAAAUGGCGGCGAUGGUAGUAAAAUCAAUUUUACUUUGCAUAAUCUGCUUGACUUACAAAUAGGGGGUGCUCUCUGGAAGCGAUGGACAAGAUACUGUGAAUCUUCCACGUCAGAGAAUGGCUGCGUAUUAUGGCAAUAA
This is a messenger RNA of Cylicocyclus nassatus, 297 nucleotides long. The record is from the annotation of a GenBank genome assembly. NCBI's taxonomy places the organism in Eukaryota, Metazoa, Nematoda, Chromadorea, Rhabditida, Strongylidae.